AUGGCUGAAGACAACAAGACUUCUGAUAUCGCCUCGAGCGAUGCCGUCGCUGUCGAGGAGAGAAGGUCAGACCACCACGCUCACCACAAUCACACGGCAUUUGCGGAGAAGGGCCGUGAAGAUGAAGUGGUGUAUACUCAGGGGACCACCUUCGACAAAUCCACGUCGUCCGACCCCAGUCCGCAGGUCCAUCCACCCUUCCAAGAGAAAGGCCAGGGAAAUACGGACGUUGAGGAUCUAGGCGAAGGCCUUGCCAAACGGCCAUGGCAGCGCCGUCUGAUCAAGCAAUGGCGACAUGUCGCGCAUGCUGUCGUCUGGCUCUUGUUCACCGGCUGGUGGAUCGCCGGUCUCAUCCUGCAUCGAUACGACCUCGGAUGGCUGAUCCCCUUCCUUCUGUACCUCGCAAUCACGCUGCGCAUACUUUUCUUCUAUGUCCCGAUUACUAUAGUCACUGUCCCGAUGCACUUUGUAUGGAACCACACUGCGAGGCCAUUUGCCCGUGCGAUUCCACAGAAGCUGAGAACUCCAGCUUCUGCCGCACUGGUUAUCGCCGUGAUCAUCAUCGGUGCCUUCGCAUCCCCUGAGUCUGCCGACAACACGCGGGCGAACCGUGCUGUCAGCCUUUUCGGUCUCGUGGUGCUCAUCUUUGUUCUGUGGCUAACGUCGCGCGAUCGGAAAAAGAUUGUAUGGCACACCGUGAUCGUCGGCAUGCUCGUGCAGUUCAUUGUUGCCUUGUUUGUCCUGCGCACCAAGGCUGGGUACGACAUCUUCAAUUUCAUUUCGACCCUGGCGCGAGAUCUAUUGGGAUUCGCCAACCAAGGAGUCGAGUUCUUGACUACGACCCCGAUCCCUCAGAGCAUCAGCUCGUGGUUCCUGGUCACCGUCAUCCCCGCCAUCAUAUUCUUCGUCUCGAUCGUCCAGCUUCUGUACUAUAUCGGUGCUCUUCAAUGGUUCAUUGGCAAGUUUGCCGUCUUUUUCUUCUGGAGCAUGCGGGUGUCUGGUGCUGAAGCGGUGGUGGCCGCAGCAUCCCCCUUCAUUGGGCAGGGAGAAUCCGCGAUGCUGAUCAAGCCUUUCGUUCCCCAUCUCACGAUUGCCGAGCUUCACCAAGUGAUGUGCUCUGGAUUUGCGACCAUUGCCGGUAGCGUGCUGAUCGCCUACGUGGCCAUGGGAGUCAACCCACAGGCCUUGGUCUCAUCCUGCGUGAUGAGCAUCCCGGCCUCUCUCGCUGUCUCCAAGAUGCGGUGGCCGGAAACUGAGGAGACUCUGACGUCUGGUCGGGUCAUCAUUCCGGACGACGAGGAUCACCGCGCCACCAACGCUCUGGAAGCGUUCGCGAACGGUGCAUGGCUGGGGCUCAAAAUCGCGGGCAUGAUCGGCGCCACGCUGCUCUGCAUCAUCUCCCUGAUCGGACUCUGCAACGGCCUGCUGACCUGGUGGGGUCAUUACCUCAACAUCAACGAGCCGCCGUUGACCAUCCAGAUGAUCGUCGGCUACAUCUGCUAUCCGAUCGCCUUCCUGCUGGGAGUUCCGCGCAACGGGGACCUGUACAAAGUGGCGCAAUUGAUCGGCCUCAAACUCAUCACUACAGACGCACAGUACGCGGACAUGUCCGACCGCUCCAAGCUCAUCGUCACCUACGCCCUCUGCGGCUUCGCCAACAUCGGCUCGCUGGGUAACCAGAUCGGUGUGCUGGCGCAGAUCGCCCCCGGUCGGAGCGGCGACGUCGCCCGCGUGGCUGUCAGUGCCAUGCUGACGGGCGCUCUGAGCACGCUGACCAGCGCCAGUAUUGCCGGGUUGCUCAUUACGGAUCAGCGGCAGUUCUUUGCGUCUAAGACUUCGUCAUAA
Molecule: messenger RNA, 1845 nt
Organism: Rasamsonia emersonii CBS 393.64
Lineage: Eukaryota; Fungi; Ascomycota; Eurotiomycetes; Eurotiales; Trichocomaceae
Product: H+/nucleoside cotransporter
Exons: 3
Coding region: 1-1845 (614 amino acids)
Biological process (GO): nucleoside transmembrane transport
Cellular component (GO): membrane
Molecular function (GO): symporter activity; nucleoside transmembrane transporter activity
Source: RefSeq, a predicted model, not a curated record